AUCAAAACAACUUUGAAGCCCUGCUUUCUGUGUGGGUGUGGGUGGGUGUGUGACCCUUGGCUUGUUGAAGGGACAUCAACAAGGAAUUAACCAGGCUUUCUCCCCGAGAAAUCGCCCAGGCAAAACCUCUGUUUUACUUACUCAGACGACGCUGGUGCAGCUUCAGGUUGGACAGACUAUUUUGGGGACCCUUGACUGCUUUCUGGACACCCUCACUGAGCCAAGUGGAGGAAGUGAAUGAUGAGUGAUUUUGAAGAAUGGAUUUCUGGGACAUACAGAAAAGUGGAAGAAGGUCCCCUUCCUCUGUUGACUUUUGCUACAACUCCUUACCAUGAUCAGAAACCAGGAACGAGUGGAUUACGGAAGAAAACCUAUUAUUUCGAGGAAAAGCCAUGCUAUCUGGAGAAUUUCAUCCAGAGUAUAUUCUUUUCCAUAGACUUAAAAGAUCGCCAGGGAUCAUCACUGGUGGUUGGUGGAGAUGGGCGGUAUUUUAAUAAGUCAGCAGUAGAAACAAUAGUGCAGUUGGCGGCCGCCAAUGGGAUUGGUCGCUUGGUUAUUGGACAGAAUGGGAUCCUCUCCACCCCUGCUGUGUCCUGCAUCAUUAGAAAAAUCAAAGCCAUUGGUGGGAUCAUUCUGACUGCCAGCCACAACCCAGGAGGGCCCAAUGGAGAUUUUGGAAUCAAAUUCAACAUUUCUAAUGGAGGUCCUGCUCCAGAAGCAAUAACUGAUAAAAUUUUCCAAAUCAGCAAGACAAUCGAAGAAUAUGCAAUCUGCCCUGACCUGAAAGUCGACCUUAGCGUUCUGGGAAAGCAGCAGUUUGACCUGGAGAACAAGUUCAAACCCUUCACAGUGGAAAUCGUGGAUUCAGUGGAAGCUUAUGCCUCAAUGUUGAGAAACAUCUUUGAUUUCAAUGCACUGAAAGUACUACUCUCUGGUCCAAAUCGACUCAAGAUCCGCAUAGAUGCCAUGCAUGGAGUUGUGGGACCGUACGUAAAGAAGAUCCUCUGUGAAGAACUCGGUGCCCCCGCCAACUCGGCAGUCAACUGCGUUCCCCUGGAGGACUUUGGAGGCCACCACCCUGACCCCAACCUCACCUACGCAGCUGACCUGGUGGAGACCAUGAAGUCAGGAGAGCAUGAUUUUGGGGCCGCCUUUGAUGGAGAUGGGGAUCGAAACAUGAUUCUGGGCAAGCAUGGGUUCUUUGUGAACCCUUCAGACUCUGUGGCCGUCAUUGCUGCCAACAUCUUCAGCAUUCCGUAUUUCCAGCAAACCGGGGUCCGCGGCUUUGCACGCAGCAUGCCCACGAGUGGUGCUCUGGACCGGGUGGCUAAUGCUACAAAGAUUGCUUUGUAUGAGACUCCAACUGGCUGGAAGUUUUUUGGGAAUUUGAUGGAUGCAAGCAAACUGUCCCUUUGUGGGGAAGAGAGCUUCGGGACCGGUUCUGACCACAUCCGUGAGAAGGAUGGCCUGUGGGCUGUCCUCGCCUGGCUCUCCAUCCUGGCCACUCGCAAGCAGAGUGUGGAGGACAUUCUCAGAGAUCACUGGCAAAAAUACGGCCGGAAUUUCUUCACCAGGUACGAUUACGAGGAGGUAGAAGCUGAAGGUGCAAACAAGAUGAUGAAGGGCUUGGAGGCCCUGAUGUUUGAUCGCUCCUUUGUGGGGAGACAGUUCUCAGUGAGCGACAAAGUUUACACUGUGGAGAAGGCUGAUAGCUUUGAAUACAGUGAUCCGGUGGAUGGAAGCAUUUCAAGAAAUCAGGGCUUGCGCAUCAUUUUUGCAGAUGGCUCUCGCAUCAUCUUCCGCCUGAGCGGCACCGGGAGCGCAGGCGCCACCAUCCGGCUGUACAUCGAUAGCUAUGAGAAGGACGUCGCCAAGACCAACCAGGACCCCCAGGUCAUGCUGGCGCCCCUUAUUUCCAUUGCUCUGAAGGUGUCCCAGCUCCAGGAAAGGACGGGCCGCACGGCACCCACCGUCAUCACCUAAGAAGACUGGCCAGAUGCGGGACGUCCCUCCGCCCAGGUCCCUCCGAGUCAUCGACUGAAGAGCGUGGACAGAAACAGUAUAUUCGCCAGGCUUCUAGGACUUAAUUUUUCCACUAACCAGUUGACGAACGGGGCAUUUGCGAGGCACUGCCAUUCGGGGUGCCCUUGGGAGCUCUGUGCAAAGGAGGGAAAGAGCACCUGGGGCUUAUCCUCCUCUCAGUUCCUUCCCAUGCCCUUCUGCACUGCUCUGCGUUUUGUCUCCUUAGCAUCAGGCCCUGUUUACAAGGCGAGGUGGAGGCCGAGCAUCUGCGCGUGAGGCCUCUUUCAUCUUUAGGAUGCCCCGGGGAAAUGACGCGCAGGUUUCUUUCUCCUGGUGAAUCUUCCCCCCAUCUGCUGUUUACAUGUGACCCGACAAAAUGCCAUCUCUGGUGCCUUCUGUCCAAUCAGCUCUUGCCUCAGAGUGAGACGUACUUGUUUUGCAACUUAGUCCCAUUCACAGAUACUUUGGGAUAUUAAAGCAAGAUAAGCUACUA
This is a messenger RNA of Carlito syrichta (Philippine tarsier), 2515 nucleotides long. RefSeq names its product phosphoglucomutase 1 (gene PGM1). Gene Ontology annotation, biological process: carbohydrate metabolic process. The record is from RefSeq and is a predicted model, not a curated record. Bases 238 to 1983 code for a protein of 581 amino acids. Gene Ontology annotation, cellular component: cytosol. NCBI's taxonomy places the organism in Eukaryota, Metazoa, Chordata, Mammalia, Primates, Tarsiidae. The transcript is spliced from 11 exons. Gene Ontology annotation, molecular function: phosphoglucomutase activity; magnesium ion binding.